GUAAAUGUACAACGUUCUGACAUUUGCACACAAGAGAAGAGAGGAAAAUUUAUUGUUGUUAAAGAUCGCAAUGGUGAUGAUGAUGUCGCGGUUUGUAUUCAACAUCGUGGAAAAUAUCACUGGCAUGAGCUCAAAGGUACUAACAUCGUCUUUAUGUCUUAUGUUUUAGCUUUAAUUUUCACGCUGUGCAAGCUUUUAAAUUCACAGUUUCUGCGUGUUAACGGCGUUUGUAAAGGUUAUGUAAAUGUUAAAUGAAUAUAUAUCUAUUAGAAUCAUUUGAUUUGGUAAAAAACAAACAAACAAACUAUUCCAACAAACUUUGCCGUGAUACUGAGUUGAAACCUUUUCGCUAGUUCCUAUGCUAUGUGAGAUUCCACGACGGACAGUUUUUCGCGUUUAUGUUAUGCUAUACGGAGUAUACUGCAUGCUACCUCCUCCGCAGGCCUUUCAAAAAAAUAAAAUUAGUGCGAAACGAACCGAAAGGCCUGCGGACUAAUUUUCCAAAAUGGCGGGAAGUCACAAACCAAAUUAUAUUUAAUAUAUCAUUUUACCAAAACAAUAUUAUUAUUACAGUCUUUAACUGCUUCUGAUAUAGACCGCUUUUUGUAUCAGCAAUGUACAUAAAAACAGUGAACACUGAACAAACAAGCAUAGACAAUGAUUUAUAAAGAGAAGCAGAUAAAUAUCAGUUUAUAAUUUGCAUAUUAUAAACACGCAGCGCUUUUAUGUAACACGUCGUAUGUCAGGCAUGCGGCCGUUUAUCCACGAAAUUUAUUCCAUUUAUAUUUGUGACUUUUAUACUGUGUAACUAUUUAAAUGCGUAUAUGUAUAUAGUCAAAACAUCCCAUUUGGCCAAAUGAUAGAUUCACAACGUCUAUUAUCACUGUCGCUUGUGCUUGUAAAACCCUCCAUUAUUUGAAUCUCCUCGUCGCUUUUCUCAGCCAUAACUGCCAAGAUGGAUUUAGAAAAUACUCGCAAAACGGGAUUGCUAAAGAUUGGCAGACGAUGUGCCAUAUUUUUGAAGAAAUUUGACCCAACCGAGUAAUCGACACCAAAAGCCAAGUAAUCGACAUGUUAUUCAACAGACCUUACAGCUACGCAAGCCUUUGUCUCAAAUUUCAAAUUCAAACCUGCGAACGGGCAUACUCAUUACGAGCUGUAUGGCCUGCGGAGGAGGUAGUAUACUGCAUGUGUUUUCGGAACUUCCGAGUAAAAACUAAAAAGUGUGUUAAACUCGAUUUCGUCUCGGUGAAUAUUCAUUGUCAUUACUAGCUUUGCCUUAAGUAUUGUGCAUGUUUAAUUGUCUUUAUUGUUCCGUUUGAACUUGUAUAAUACUGUGUCGUUUGUCUUUCUUUCAUUGUCACUUGUGCAAUUAUCGUUUCAUUGUUUAAUCGAAACUUGCAAAUAGCGUGUUAUCGUCCUUUUUGUCUUUUGCUAAAUUAAUGACAGUAUUUGAUGUAUUCAGCGUGUAUAUAAGGCCUCCUCUAGAUGCUAAACGCAUAAAAUAUGCAAAGCUUCUCAGCUCCUUGUUGAAACGAUCGAAAGUUACAGCCACAAAUUGACCGCACCUACAAAGUUGAGUCAACCCAUCUUGCCCGAGUAUGCGUAGCCAUAUACAUAUAUACUGACUGAAUAUUAUUGAGACCGUGAUAAGACGAACUACUGACGAACUAUUUCAAGAUAUGGCACAAAAGCAUAUUAUGUGCAAUUUAAACCUUAUUUUGUCAUAAAUAACUCAAAGUAAAGCAGAAGAAAAACGCGCAGACUGAUGCCAUACAAUAAAUGCUCAGCGACAUGGCCACUUUCAUCUGAGCAAUUUGCGGUCGUGAAAUAAAAGGGCUCAGCUCCCUUGCAUGCAGUUAGUUUGGCGAUAACAUUUAUUAUUUAUAUAUAUGCUUUACCCUCACCCUCUCGGUGUUUUAUUAUAUAUUCUCUAUUAGCUAAUUGGCUGAUGCCGCGCUCUUUUUUUUUCCAGUGGUGACAUAUGAAUCGUGCAAACAAAUAUUGACGAGCCCAAGGUAAAUACAUAGAGGAUAUGAGAUGGUUGCUAGAAGAUAUGGAUUUUAUGUUCGAGUGGCAAAAACAAUGUCUCACGAGUGAGCGCAGCGCAUUAUUGACAUAUAAAUAAGCUGCGACAGAUCAGUACUACAAAUUUUUAAAUAUUUUUAAAAUUAUAGCGCAAACAUAAGAUUAGAAUAAAUUUUACUUAUCUCAAGAUGUCUUUUAAUAAUUAAAUGUUUUCGUUUUAUUUCCAACGUUAAUUUGAAUUCGUUUUAUAUACGAACCAAAGACCAGUUGUAUUUUCAAAACAACAACAACAAAUGAUGAAAAUGGCGGGAAAUUUUCGAACUUCGUAUAUGUCACUCGCAAGGGUGAAAUACAGAAAAUACGCCCAUCUGCAGGCCCCGGAUGUAGUGGUAAAUGAGUUCCACGAGUGUUUUAGUUUCCAGUAACAUACCAUGCAUUGUCCAUAUAAUAAAUAGCUUUAUUUGAUCACGCUAUAGCCUAAAUUCCCAACUUUUUAAAAAAUAAACUGACUAAGCUGCAGGUUUAUAGAAGGGGUUGUUGUUAUUAAUUCCGUGAAUACUAUAUACUACCACAUCUACAACUACUAUGUAUUAGAUUAUUUGCAAGUUAAACACUUUAAAUGGUAAUCGAAGAAGUUCAAGAACAGAAAGUACGCGAAGUAUAUUACACGUACCCAUUUGCCAGUCUAUUCUAAUUAAACCCGCAUAAAUUACAGUAUAUUCAAUGAAUCUAUACGGUUUCAGCAAACGGCAGAUCGGCAAUGCGAUGUCUAAAUUGAUAAAAUAAGGUUCGAAUCCAUUUUUUGCCACAGGUGGAAAAUUGUUCCACAAAUUCGUUUUUGGUUUUGGUAGAGAUAUCGAUUAAACGAGUUUCCAAAUUGCGUAAAUUGUAAACACGGCGCCAAAGUCUUACUGAGGAUCUUAUACACAGCAGGACACUCCUUACUUUAUCAACGUUUUGGGUUUCCUGUGAAAUUUCCAACUGACGUUUCUGCACGAGUUAUAUAAGGCAAAAACAGUUAGAAAAUAUUUCAUUUAUCUUAUAGAAACAACGGAAAUGGUGUUUACAAAAUCAUUGUUGGGAACAAUCAAGAAAUCGACGUGUACUGUCAAAUGACGUCAGUCUCAGGAUGCAAAGGUGGUGGUUGGACACUGGCGAUGAAGAUUGACGGAAGCUUGGUAAGCCUUAGCCUAUACGAUUACGUACCUUAAGGCAGUGUGACAAAGGUUAUAGGUAAGCUUGCAUGCAGACUUAAUCAUGGUUAUGUCUCUGUGAAUCAGGGUAUACUUCGAAACCCGGACCAGACACGGACUCGGACUCGGACCCGAACUCGGACUCUAAGAAAAUCCGGACUCGAGAAAAACCCGGACCCGGACUCGAAAAAAUCCGGACUCAUGUUUAAGAAAACCCGGACUUGAGUUUUGAAAACCCGAACUCGAAAUAGAAAAAACCGGAUUCGAAACAAGGACUCUGUGUACGAGAAUGCAAAGGUUUUUUGGAAAGGUUUAAUAAUAGUUAACAUGAUAAACGAUGAUCUAUUUAUAACAAUAAUCCGGUAUAUAUCUUUAAAUAAAUUUCUAGAGUGCUGUUGCACAAUCUGGCGUAGUACUGAUAAAGAAUCUGAGUUGCAUCGGUAAUAUUAAAUUUGCGGAUUUGUUCUCUCGCGCGCAUGUCCCUAUCUCUUCCCGCUUUCUAUAUAUAGAUAUAGAUAGAAUACUUUAUUUGAAAAGCAAUAAGCUUGGUUUCGAAAGGUGUAGAUCAUUUUCUUUUCUAGUGACUCAGUGUUAUGUGUUAUGUGAGGAUACUAAUCAGUAAUCAUACUAUGGUUCCUCACAAAAUAAUCCGCACUAUAUAGUAAACUUGAACAAAUCAUUUAGUCACUUGCCACCAAAAUGCAUUUAUGCAUGGCUUCCGCGACGGACUAGCUAAAUCUACCCUAAACCUAAAUUAAUAACUAAAAUCUGUCUCAGCAGUCAAGAAUGUCUUGUCUGGAAACCAUCUCGAUACACGAUUGCUGCAACCAUAGCAGACAACGUGAUGGCGGCAAGGGUAAAAUAUACCCCAACACAUGUAUCAAUGGACAGCACACUUGCGAAAAAUUUGUCAAAAUGACAUGAAAAAUAACUCGACCGUGUUUUGUGGCUUAGGCCAUCAUUUCAAUGGUAGCAAAUCCAAUGAUAGCUUUCAAAGUCCCGAAUAUAUAUAUAUAUACAGUAUAUAUAAUGCCAAAAACAAACUCAAUAAAAAUUAUUUCCGUUUUAGCAAAGUCACUUCAACCGAUCCGGAAAAGCACAUCACAUGCUGAAGGCAAUGAAGGUGUCGCGGCAAUUUGAUAUUAUAAAGUGCUCAGUCAAAUAUUUGGGCAAGUGACUCUGCUGUAAACACGUUUAUUUUCUCAAUUUUGUUAAGAUAAAGUUUACAAACACGAAUUGAACACCCACAAUUAUUCCUAAUCAAAAAUAGUAGAAAACACAUCACAAAGAAAGCAAUCUUAAAGUGGAAACAAAAAAAGGUGUCGCAGCAAUGCCGACAGUGAAAUUCGCGUUGGGUGAACUGGCAUAAAUUCAGUGAUAUUGAGACUCUCUCGUUAGGCGAUGCGUUCAUCAAUUGCCCGAAGUGCCUUCCAUACAUAUAACCGCGGCUCAUUUAUGCAUACGUCUACAAGUAGCUAUAUCAGUACGAGGGUAGCAUGUUGAUUCUCAAAAUAACUUGAUUUAUUAUCAAACUUCAUUGUCAGUAUUGAGUCUCACACGUUGUUUGCUAUGUUUGCAGCACUUAGUUAUUAAUGCAGAUUUUAGUUAUUAAUUUAGGUCUAGGGUAGAUUUAGCUGUUUAAGUGUCUAAAUAAUUUUUCAUUUCAGGUAUAUAUACUAUAUAGUGAUUAUUUUGUGAGGAAUCAUAGUAUGAUUACUGAUUAGUAUCCUCACAUAACACAUAACACUGAGUCACUAGAAGAAAAAAUGAUCUACUUGUUUCAAAACCAAGCUUAUUGCUUUUGAAAUAAAGUAUAGUCAGGGGCGGAUCUAGGGGUUGUCAAAUAAGUCGCGCGACUAACGUAAAAAUUGCGCAGAUAAUUACGGAAACAUAAAAUUGUCCAGUACUCCAGUUGUAAUCCUUCCUGCAGUGAUAGCAAAUGUAAUUGAUAUUCACAAUAGUCCAGUUAUCAAGUUUCAUUCAGCGGUUGUAAGCUCAGUGGCCUUGACUUACUUGAGGCAGAUUCUAGCCAUUUGAUUGGUCGAGAAUGGUUUUGCCUCAUCUUCGUGGGGGUCUGCCUUAUUUACGUCAUCUAUGAGGUAUCUGAUUGGCUGAUUGAAGGAGAAUUCUGCUCUCUCAUUGGUUCAACUUUUUUGCCUCAUCUUCGUGGGGGUCUGCUUUAUUUGCGCAAUAUUUGAAGUUCUGAUUGGUUGAAAAAGACCAAAUUCUCUUCUCUCAUUGGCUCAUAUUUUUUGCUACAUCUGACUCAUUCGGAAAGUUUAUUCACCGCGAAGAUUAAAUUGACGUACGAGUACGACGACAAUAUAAAAUGUAUGUUUAAAAAUACUCAGUGGUUCCCGCAAUAUAAAGUUUAUACGAGACUGUCCAGUCUAGAAAUGGUAAACACAGAUCUUUUAAAGCAUAUCAAUACGACAAUACUUCAAUACAAGAUCGAUAUAUCGAAGAGCUUUUAGCCGCUAUUCAUAUCAAGACCAAGUCUAUCCACAAUUAUAUCACCAGAACCAGUCUCGCUAGAGAUUUCAAUUCGGUGCUCGUCCACCACAAUAGAAAUGUACAGCGAUAAGGUUAGGAGAUUAUAUUUAUACUUUAGUUCAUAGUCUGGUACUAUUAAGUAAGCUUUAAAACCUGCUUAAUAAUUAUAGUGUGCUUAUUGACGGCGGUACAAAGAUGUGUCUAACCCUAGUUAAAGCUAUAAAGUAUAAACCGCUUUUGUGUUCGUUUAUAUUUGUAUCGGGCAAUAUUUAAUUGAUGUAUUAGUAGCGACAGAAUCUGGAAAUUUUGAGAUUGCAUGGUGCCAUGGUCGUGUGUUAUGCUGUACGUGUUGUAAUACGAUAUCUAGAAGUAAGCGGUUUUGUGAUUGUUCGUGUAAAAUCUUGUUGAGAAUUGCCCCCGAGAUAAUCCUCAACACAAUAGUUUCUUUUAGCUUUUAUUCAACGCUACGAACUAUCCUAAUUUCGCAAAAUCUCUCACUAAAAAACCUCCCACUAUACAAUAGCAACAAUCAGUGUAUUUUGGAACUUUCCGAUUCAUUACAGUUCUGACUCGCGCGUCCCACGUGUGAACAAAACAUUAUUUCAUACUAAAUAUAUUGAUUAUUAACAGUUUCCGACAAUUCAUUUGUUAUAUAAUAUGACGUUUUGUUGACAGGAGGGUCAAAAAUUUAUUUAUUAAAAGAACAUGCCGAUGUGUGAAACAAAAUUUCAGACAAUCGCGCGACACUACAAUAUCGUGACAAUACAAUCGCGUCGGCUGUCGGGCGAACAACGAAUAACUUAUAAUGCUACAACCGCCACAGACAGAAAGUAAAAGCCCCGCUACCAUCCUCCCCCCCCCCUGGAUGGCAGCAACUCGGAAAAAAUUUGACUAACGUACGAAAAUUCCUAGAUCCGCCCCUGAGUAUAGUCUAUCUAUAUCUAUAUAUAGAAAGCGGGAAGAGAUAGGGAUACCCACAAUUAUUACCGAGCAACUCAGAUUCUUUAUCAGAUAUAUACAUGAUUUAUUUAAAGAUAUAUACAUCAUUAUUGUUAUAAAGAGAUCAUCGUUUAUCAUGCAUGUUAACUAUUAUUAAACCUUUCCAAAAAACCUUUGCAUUCUCGUACACAGAGUCCUUGUUUUGAAUCCGGUUUUUUCUAUUUCGAGUCCGGGUUUUCAAAAGUCAAGUCCGGGUUUUCUUAAACACGAGUCCGGAUUUUUUUCGAGUCCGGGUCCGCGUUUUUCUCGAGUCCGGAUUUUCUUAGAGUCAGAGUCCGGGUCCGAGUCCGGUCCGGGUUUCGAAGUAUGCCGUGAAUCAGAGCGCAAAUAUAAUUGUACUGCAGCGAUGCCAGUUUCCUGUAUACAAAUUCCAUGAUUACCUUCGCGAGGAAGUUCAACCGCGUUUGUCUGUGUGUCUAUAUGUGUGUCUGUGUGUCUAUAUGUGUGUCUGUGUAUCUAUAUGUGUGUCUGUGUGUCAGCACGACAACUUAAAAACUAUCAAACGUAUGAAAAUCUUUGGGACUAAUGGACGUUGCCCAGGGACAAAUUGAUAAAAUUUUGGUUAAAUUUGGAUGGAAAUUGGAUGAGAAAUUAGCAAAAGUUUGUCUUGUUUUGCAUUGCAGAGUAAACUGUUGUAUAAUGUAUUGUUGUAUAAUGUAUGCAUAAUACAUAACUUAAUCCGAUGGCGGAGGUACAUGUAUGUAGUCUCCAAAUGCCCUUAACGUAUUUGUUUUUAUAGAGUACUUUCAAAUACAGUUCCUCUUAUUGGACGAACAAAAACACUUACAAUGACGAUGCCCAUGGGCGAAACAGCGGUUUAGACAACCGAGAAUAUAAAGGAUCAACUUACUGGAGAACCUCAUUUAAAGAAAUUUGUGUUGUUAUGCAAUAUGGUGGGAUUGGUGGCCAUUUAAGAGCAUUCUCUUUCUCGUACUCGGCAUCAUCGCUGUUUGAUCUGAUCGCAGACGGAAAAUAUCGACAAACUCGCCUUGGUCGCUCGCAGUGGAAAUCAUUGAUCAGUGGAUCAUCCUUACAGCGUCAUUGUAACCGAGAAGGAUUUAACGUGCGAGGUGAUUCAAAGCUGUCCAAAUAUAGAGUAACUGUAAAAGUUCGUUUGGGAAUUAUUGCAAACCAACAAACUCAUUGCGAUACGCCCGACUCUUACGUUGGCCUGGGAGCUGAAGGUGGUCUGAAUUAUCCCUCCGAUCCAAACUGGUGCCAGCCGCCAGACAAAUCUGUCAAUUCCGCGGGUAAUCUUGGCCAGUGUAGUCCAGACAACGGAAACAAGAAUACCAAAGCCAUGACAUACAUACUGGUUCGUUAAAUAACUCAGUGUCGGUCCGAUUUAUACCAGAGAUGUAUCAUGCGUGAAAACACAUCUCUCUCACGAAUCACUUAUCUUAAGGCCCAUUUCCACUCAAGAACAACUUCCACGGACAGAAAAUUUUCGAAAAAUAUCAUUGUUUAAAGUUGAAAACUUUCAACUUCGGCCAAUCUCAUUUUACAAAAUUUUCUUUCUGGGAAAAUUUUCCUGAGUGGAAAUGGACCUUUAAGACCAUGUUACACGUGUAGGAUUUCUUGCCGCAAUUUGCAAUGUAGUUUCGAUGCAUGUUAACUAAAAAAUCAGUUGCAGGGAAAUUGUGAGCACUGCAUGGCCUGUACGGUUUAUUCUGUGACAUUUUCAUAUAUUUCUUUCCUGGUUUUGUGAACAAAUCAUGCCUGAUAUUCUCCUGAUAGCUGGUCUGAUGAUGCCGUUGAAAUAUCAAGAACAAUCUUAAUUUUUUUCGCUCGCAAACAUUCGACAGGCGUCAACUCAAACGCAUUGGCCGUCUCUAGCAUAAAUCGGGUCAUUCACAUUUGAUAAGAUUCAUUUCACAUAAUCACAAUAUGGCUUAUUAGUAUAGUAAAGGAACUAGAUUAAAUCUUGAAUGUUAGGGGAUUAUAUAAUUAUAUAGUGGCAUAAUAGCACGAUAUUAAUUUUACUUUAUACGUUGAUGAUCGUCGUAUAUAUACUAGCUUGCUUUACUUUAAUCAACAUUUUUUAAUUAUCAGAAUUGCAUGGUUAAAAACGUCGCAUUGCGAAAUGCAAUCAUGCAAGGUUGGUACGCAAUCAUGCAAGGUUGGUUUAUGUAAUCCAAAUUAAAGUGUAGGAACAUGUAAUCCAAAUGAGAUAAUCUUAAUUAAACCAAUUUGUCGAUCAACUAGUGUGCUGAAAUUAUUAAAAAUAAUUCACGUUCACUGAAACAAGAAAGAUAUUAAUCCUUUUAAAAAUAAACGUUGUCUAAUUAAG
This is a messenger RNA of Paramuricea clavata, 9003 nucleotides long. NCBI's taxonomy places the organism in Eukaryota, Metazoa, Cnidaria, Anthozoa, Malacalcyonacea, Plexauridae. The record is from the annotation of a GenBank genome assembly.